Archocentrus centrarchus (flier cichlid) is the source of this 2360-nucleotide messenger RNA. Its product is annotated as chromodomain Y-like protein 2. The coding region runs from base 224 to 1756 and encodes 510 amino acids. The transcript has 7 exons. Gene Ontology annotation, cellular component: nucleus. The record is from RefSeq and is a predicted model, not a curated record. Lineage: Eukaryota; Metazoa; Chordata; Actinopteri; Cichliformes; Cichlidae. Gene Ontology annotation, molecular function: transcription corepressor activity.
CCGCCCCGAUGGUUGCUUGUUUUAAGUGUGGAACGAUCCAUCGCAGAGCGCCGGGCUCGAUUGACACUGUCUGCUGAUCUGCUACUGCGGAUUGCUCAGAAUAACAAGGCUGCUCGCUAAUUCCCGUCUAUCGGGGCUUUCGCCGAAACGCCGAGAGAGUAGGGUCCAAAAAAAGCCAACAAGGCAGGCAAGAACGCCGCGCUGCCGCUGUCUGCACCCAAGAAUGGCUUCAGGAGACCUUUACGAGGUGGAACGGAUCAUGGAUAAAAGGCGGAAUAAGAAGGGUAAGUGGGAGUACCUGAUUCGGUGGAAAGGCUAUGGAAGUAAGGAGGACACCUGGGAGCCAGAACACCAUCUAUUGCACUGUGAAGAAUUUAUUGAUCAGUUCAAUAGCUCAAGACUGCACUCACACAAACGUCCCAAAGUCCCCAAAAACCAUGGAGAGCCCUUUAUCCCCAGCCACCUUUCUGCAAUAGAUAACUCCAGAGCUAGGUCUGAAGGUCGAAAAAAGAAAAGGACUAGUGGCCCAACUGUAGGGGUCAGAGUAGGGACUGUUCUAGGGAUUGGAAGUGGAGGAUCAGGAUCCACUCAAAAGCAACGGAAAGUGGGUGUGGGACCUGGAAAACAUCCUUUAGGGGACAGAAUGAGCAAAGCCAUGACAUACAAGGCUCCUCCACCAGGUGGACCUCACUUUGGCCCUCCAUUGAGGGUUCCUCAUAAUGAACUCCAGAAUGGAGAGAGGGACUCUGUCAUGUACAGGACUGCAGCAAAGUCACGACUGCCCUCAGACAGGGUGGAUGGGGAGUUAGGACAUAUGGAUGCCACUGGACAACAGUUUACUACUGAACUAGGCUCACCUUUAGCCAAUGGGAAGAUGCACCUGCACAGCUCAGUGAAGCGGAAGUUGGCUGAGGAGAAAGGCUACGUGUUUGACAAGCGGCUCAGGUACAAUGUGCGACAGAACGAGAGCAAUUGUCGAUUUCGAGACAUUGUGGUCAGGAAGGAAGAGGGCUUCACGAAUGUCCUGCUCUCCAGCCAAACGACAGAAAACAAUGCUCUGACGCCAGAGAUCAUGAAGGAAGUUUGUCGGGCUUUGGGUAAUGCCGCUGCUGAUGACAGUAAAUUACUAUUGCUCAGUUCGGUGGGGACUGUUUUCUGCAGUGGCCUGGAGCCAUCCUACCUGAUAGGGCGUCUGUCCACUGACCGCAGGAAAGAGAGCAGCCGCAUCGCAGAUGCUGUACGGGACUUUGUGUUGGCAUUCAUCCACUUCAAGAAACCCAUUGUGGUGGCAAUAAACGGCCCUGCUCUGGGCUUAGGAGCAUCCAUCCUGCCACUGUGUGAUGUGGUAUGGGCCAGUGAGAGGGCCUGGUUCCAAACUCCAUGUGCAGCCCUGCACCUCACUCCCUCUGGAUGCUCCUCUUACACCUUCCCCCAAAUAUUGGGUGUUGCUCUUGCCAAUGAGAUGCUUUUCUGUGGAAGAAAACUCACAGCACAAGAAGCAUGCAGUCGGGGGCUUGUGUCGCAGGUCUUCUGGCCAACCACAUUCAACCAAGAGGUGAUGCUGCGUGUGAAGGAAAUGGCGUCUUGCAGUGCAGUGGUCUUAGAAGAGUCUAAAUGCCUGGUGAGGAGUAUUCUCAUGUCAGUCCUGGAGGAAGUGAAUGAGAAGGAGUGUCAGAUGUUGAAGCAGCUAUGGUGUUCAACUAAAGGACUAGAGGCACUCUUCAGUUACCUGCACAACAAGACAUAUGAAAAGUAACCAUCACACCACAGAAAUUAAAGAUGCUCGGUGUGGGUAUGAAGCUUAUUUACAGAGGGAGAUCAGGUUGGCAAUGCUGUGGUCUCAAACUCAUUAAGGGCCUUUAUUACCAUCCAUCAGCAGGUGGAUCCUUUUGAUUUCUUUUUGCAUCUCUAACACAAAUUAAACUUCACCAUGAUCAUUUUUAUAAAGGAGUUUGUUUUGUUUUUUAAAUUGGACCCCCAGUUUACCAGACUUCCACUCUCUAUGCUGUGAUCUUUCUCUUUGAAAUGCCCAAAGAGCAAAGGGCCAAUUGUGCAUUGCUUAAGCGCAGGGAGGUACAGAGUAUUUCUGUACAUAUGUGAGAUUUAAUCAUCAAGAUGUAUGAAAUAAUAAAUGUAUUUCUGACUGCACAUGACAGAGUGAUGAUAAUAUAUAAAAUAUUAAUAUAUAUUUAUUUCAAGUGUGUUUUAAAAAAAAGAAAAAGUUGCUUUAUGUACAUAGGAUGCAUUUUGCAGGAUUUUUCUUUUUGUCUCUUACUGUUUUUGAAUUGAAGUGUAAACCAAAGCUUGCAUGAGGACACAGUUGCUUGCUCCUUAUCAUGCACAUUCCCUCCUAUUUGUAU